CCCGUUCUUUCCCUACACCUUACACACAAACACACACGCAAGAGAGACGAUGGCUGACGCUGGCGGAGAAGUUGGAGGCUGCUGCGGCUUCUUCUGCACCGGUAUUCUGCAGCAGUUCUUCAACACGAGGAGCUGGGGCACAAAUUGGACCUGCUUGGACAGCUGCUGCCGAUGCAAGUGCUGCUGGGACGACGGCGAGUUUGUGCCCGAGGACCAGCCAAAUCAUCCUUCCAACGCGCACAAGGCGGAGGCGGCAGCGGCAGGAGGCGCGCAGGGCGGCGACGAGACGGCCGCACCCCCCGCGUACAAGGCCGCGGAGCCGAUGAGCGCGACCAAGCCAGCAGAGGCAGAGGCGGAGACAGUGGCAGCGCCAGCCGCUGCUCCUGCUCCUGCUGUCGUCGAGAGCGCUGUUGGAGAUGCUGCUGCGCCAAAGCAGUGAUGAAUCACACAGACAUAUAUACACUUAUCACAUACACACCCUUUAGUCGCUCAAGUUUCAUACCCGACAUGUACGGAGAGCUGCCAUUACUCCUCUACGUAAAUCAUCUUUUUCGUCAUGCCCCCAUCGAGGCGGA
Acaromyces ingoldii is the source of this 575-nucleotide messenger RNA. RefSeq lists its product as hypothetical. The coding region runs from base 50 to 439 and encodes 129 amino acids. The record is from RefSeq and is a predicted model, not a curated record. The transcript is spliced from 2 exons. NCBI's taxonomy places the organism in Eukaryota, Fungi, Basidiomycota, Exobasidiomycetes, Exobasidiales, Cryptobasidiaceae.